UCGGGGAAUCAUAACCGGUGGAAGAGAGACCGACUUUGCGGACACAGGCAUCCGUGAUGAAGUUGUCGGUGACACCAAUGUCGAGAAGGGCCCGAAACUUCACCUUUGAUGCACCAAGGGAGACGACGACGAACUUGAGUUGGAACUGGGCGGUCCCGACACCAGCGGAGGAGAUCAUGGCGUUGAGGCGUCACUGCUUGAGGCCUAAUCUAACAAGCCGAGUGUGUCGGUCUUGUUCCUCAACGAGAUCGGAGAAAGUGAUCGUGGAGGGGUUAGGGAGGAGGAUAGUGGAACAUGUGGCCGUGGGGUGCUCAGCCGACGGAAUAGAGGACGUCGUCGAAAGGGGGGCAGACGGAGUAGACUGCGACGCCUGGGGAGUGUUCGGUGGGAAAGUCGUCACCGGAGGAGGGGUUGGCAGACGAAUUGUCAAUACCAAAUGGGUCAUCGGUGGGGUAGGGGUCGUCAUGGAUGGGGGGGGCGACAGAUUAGUGAUCGAUGCCGGGUUAUGGCUAGAAGGGGCAGGGGGACAGUGUUUAAGUGGAGGAGGGUCCGGAGGCCGCAGUGGCGGCGGCGGAGGAGGAUGUGGGAGGGCUAGAGCCGGUGGGGCGGGAAGCGUGGUGAGUGGAGCGGCCGGCCUUGGGGCAAUUGGUUUCUUGAUGCCCCAACUGGCGGCAACGGAAGCAACCGCCGUUGGCCUGGAGAUAGGCGCGUUCGGCGGGGGUGAGCUUUCUGAGACGAGGGGUUUGGGAGGAGGAGGAAGGCUGGGAGGCAAGACGUUGCCGUUCCAUCCUCAUGAGGUGGACAGCCUGAAAGUCUUCCUCGGUGAAUUGGGAUGGGUCGAGGGACCCGGGCGAGGAGUCAAGGCUAAGGCGAUCAUGGUGGAGAAGGCGGUUAAGGAGAUCGGUAAGAGGGAGCUCGAGCUCAUGAGCGAGGGCUGCAGCGAGGUGGGGGAAGCAUACCCGCUUGAUGCGGGAGAUGAAGACAUAGUCGGAAACGAGAGUCGCCCCGAUGUGGUGGCGAAGGGAGCGAACGUAUUGGAUGAAUCGCUCGGUGGGGCCGGUUUGGCGGAGGUUGCAAAAUUGAUCGAUGUAAUCAUCGAUGGUCUUUUGCGAACGGAAGGUGGUGAUGAGAAGAUCGACCCAUUGGACAAAGGAGUGGCGGGAAAGGCCGUUGCUUCGGCGGUUGUUGGCUUCGGUUGACCACCAUUGAGCGGCGGAGCCCUGAAGGCGGGAGGUUGCGGCAGGGAGCCAAUGAGCGAGGGGCAAGUUGUGGAAAUGGAAGGCGUUUUGGAGUUGGGAGAGGAAGAUGAGGACAUCCUCAUGGGGGAGGCCUGAGAACGUCGAGAUAUCGGCGGUGCGGAAAGAGC
Molecule: messenger RNA, 1366 nt
Organism: Chara braunii
Lineage: Eukaryota; Viridiplantae; Streptophyta; Charophyceae; Charales; Characeae
Source: the annotation of a GenBank genome assembly